Pogoniulus pusillus (Red-fronted tinkerbird) is the source of this 4988-nucleotide messenger RNA. Its product is annotated as carbohydrate sulfotransferase 8-like. The record is from RefSeq and is a predicted model, not a curated record. Gene Ontology annotation, biological process: proteoglycan biosynthetic process; carbohydrate biosynthetic process. Gene Ontology annotation, molecular function: sulfotransferase activity. The transcript is spliced from 5 exons. Lineage: Eukaryota; Metazoa; Chordata; Aves; Piciformes; Lybiidae. The coding region runs from base 351 to 1295 and encodes 314 amino acids. Gene Ontology annotation, cellular component: membrane.
GGAGUCUGGCAGUGGGAGCCAGCAAAGAGCUGGCUUGUACACAGGGAAGACUGAAGAGCAGAAUUGGGGUGAGAUCUGCUGAGCAUUUGGGAAGCUGGAAAACAAGAUUUGCUGGGCAAACUGACUGGGAAUUAUAUGAGAGUGGCUUUUGGAGGUUGCUCUUAGGUGAUUUUUGUCGCUGGAGACUUUGCAUCACACAGAACUCUGUACUGGGGUGUCCUGUCAGAAGGAGCCUUUAGAAUUCACCUUCAGGCAGACAUGAUAACAAUGACUACCCUGAAGUGACAGCAUUUAAGAAAGGCAGAUUUCGACUUCAGACAUCACACCAUCCUCCUUCCUGUGAGAAUAAUAUGAACCAGAAGGUGUUAGUUUUCCUCCUCCCAAACUUCUUUUUUGGAAUGUUUCUUUUGGGUUUUUUCUGUAAGAGGCAAAAAAACCUAACAGGUGCUUUCCCUGAUCCCACUGAAGACUGGUUGUCAAUUCAAAAUGAUCGCAAAAGCACACUGGCUUCUGUUUGCCUGAAGAACAACCUUCUUAAAUUAAGAAGCAAACUGGAUUCUCGUGUGGUUAACCAGCUCUUUGUGGAGCUCAAACAUAAAUUUAUCUACUGUGAGGUACCCAAAGUAGGCUGCUCCAAUUGGAAGAGGAUUAUUUUUAUCCUCCAAUCAGACUUCAGUGCAGAAGCAUCUGAAAUUGAGCACGACCACAUCCACCAAACCCCACUGAUCAAAAAGGUGGAGUCUUACCCCCCUGCCACACAAAAGGGAUUUCUGAACAAUUACACCAAAGUGAUGUUCACCAGACAUCCCUUUGAACGGCUGGUUUCAGCUUACAGAGACAAGCUCCUGCACUCUGAGCCUUAUUACAGUGUUACUGUUGCUAAUGAGAUUAAGGCAAUGUUCAGGAAAAACAAGACUUCUUCUGAAAAAGUGAGUUUCCAGGAAUUUGUCAGCUUCAUUCUAGCAAAACCACCAAAUAAUCUUGACAUUCACUGGAAACCAAUGUUUCUGCUCUGUGAUCCAUGCAACAUUCACUACGACGUUCUGGGUAAGUAUGAAACUCUUGGGUUAGAUUCCGAGCAUGUUCUGAGGGUCAUUGGAGCACCAGAGAGCCUGCACUACCCCAGCUUGAAGAGGUAUGGGUCAGAGAAGCGGACUAAUGCUGAUAUCACCUUGGAGUACCUCAGACAAUUGAACUCAGAACAAAUUGAGAAGAUAAAAAAAUUGUAUCAGAUGGAUUUUUUCUUGUUCAACUAUACUAUGAAUUAUGAAGAUUACUUUUCUCUGAACGGCUAACAUAGGUUAAACGAAGAACAGCUUCCUUUGUACCAAAUAGGCUGAACUUGUCCUUACAGGUGCUUAAUAAGGGAGCUGGUGACUGAUUGCUGCUGAGGUCUUACUGAUGUUUGGAGACAUGAUUUAUCAUCCUAAGCACUCCUAAGAUCCCUGCCAUGGUCUGUUAUGCUGUACAGUACUUUACCUAUGCGAAAUUACUUUCAGUUGAUCAUUAAUGGCAUGCAUUUGUUUUAUGAAGGCUCUUUGUAAGUGAUAAAUAUUUGUCUGUUCAUAAGACGUAGGGAAAGGAUGAAGAAUGUUGUUUUUCACAAUUAAUAUUUUUAGAACACUAUUUUUAAAGUAUAAAUAAUUUAAUUAUUAGAAAAACACAUAGAAAUAAAGAAAUAAUCUGCUUUAGAGUGAAGCUACCCUUUGUCUGCAAGAGCCUCAAUCAUGAACCUUGUAGGAAAGGAAGAAAUAACCUCAGAUGCUUAAAGCUUCAUUACACAGAAAUUAGUGCAUGAUCAUGUUCCACUCUAGCACUCCUGUCAUUGCAGCCCACUGGCCUCAUGUCUCAAUCACUACAGCUGGAAGCAAUUCAGCCAGGAACCCCCUUUUAUUUCCUUAGAAUCUUCACAUGAGCUGGUCUGGUGUUCAUGGUGACUUUCCAUGCUUCUAUCACCACCUUUGUGAGCAUUAUGGUCUGAUUUAAGAGGGAAAAUCUGAAAAAUGUAUCUCUUUUUCAGGGGAGUAGUUAGAAUUACCUUCUAAAUUGUACAUCUGAGAUGGUGGAGGAUCUAAAAAUCUCAGUGGAAAUGUGACUUCUGUCUGUUCUCCACAAGCACUUUCCACUCAGUCAACUGACUGGCCAGUUAGCACUAAAGGGACAAUGUUUGGGCUUUCCCCAUUUAUGCCUGCUGGAGUGCAUGAGCCCUUGGGUCUGACCUAAGGAUGGCACUUAAGUGGAGCUGGGUAACCUCAGAUAAUGUUUGUUCUACCUGUUGCUUUCUUGCCACACAGAACAUUAAGUGCAUGUAGGAGGAACGACUAAAACCAUUACCUGCUUCUUAUACAUGGCUUUGGUUUUUGGUCACUGAGGGGGUCUAUAACUGCUACUAAUUAAGUACAAGACGUGCCCUGAUUUGUUGGUUUUGUUUUGUUUGUUUGUUUGUUUCUUCAAAUCUGUUGUUUAGUCACAUUGGAAAUGGAUUUGUGACCAUGUAAAUUGUAGCAAAUUUUAGAAACCAGUGGUGAGUAUUAGCAUUACCUUUAGAGGAUGUCAGUCUCUCAGGAGCUGACUUGAAAAGCUCUCAAAUGCACUUAGUAUCUUCAAAUGUACAAAGGUUGGCAGGCUAACCAGGGAUAUAAAGUUGACUCACAGCUUAUCCUAGAAUCUUUAAAAUGUGAAAAAAAACUCUAUGAUUAUCAAGUCCAACAGUCAACCCAACACCACCAUGCCCAUUAAAAUGCGUCCCAGAGUUACACAUCUACACAACUUUCUAACACCUCUAGGGAGCAUGACUCCACCACUCCCCUAGGCAGCCUGUUCCAGUGCUUAACUACUCUUUUGCUAAAGAAAAAAUUCCUAAUCUAUAAUUAAACCUUCCCUGCUACAGCCAGAGUCCAUUUUCUCUCUUGCCAUCAUUAAUCGCUUGAGAUCAAGCUCCUCCUCACUAUAACCUCUUUGCAGGUAGUUGCAGAACGGACUGCCCAGGGAAGCGGUGGAGUCACCAUUUCUGGAGGUGUUCAAGAAAUGUGUAGCCAUGGCACUUUAGGAUGGUGCUGGGUUGAUGGUUGGACUUGAUGAUCUUAGAGGUCCUUUUGAAUCCUGAUGAUUCUAUGACAAUUACUUAAUCAUAAUGCAGCCACCAAUCUUGAGAGUCAUUGCUGGCAGCAGCAGGGCUAAGUGAGAUUGGGAAAAAAGAUUGCAAUGAGAUCUAAGACAUGAGGGUUGUGAAGAGAGCUCUCAGUGCAGAGAAUGGGAUGCAGGGGAGAUCUACCCCAGAGGCAAGAUGCAGUGAUAUAUUGGACAUCAGCUGCAGAAACCAAUGAGGCCAUGGUGACAGGAGGAGGCAGAGGAAGGACAUUUCUGCAGAUGGUACAGAGCCAGGACUAAUGUUCAGUACAUCUGACAGCUCUUGUGUGGCUUACUUUUCCAUAAAUGAGGCAUCUUUGGCACAGAGAGAGAUCCAAAGUGAGAUCAAACAAGAGCAACAACAACAACAAAAAUGUUAUUAAGUUUUGUUAAAAAUACUUUGUGCUUUUAUGUGGAGUGAUUCGUGGUUCUGAAUCUUACCUUCGCCACCUCCACAUUCAGUAUUCUCCCAGUCCUCCUAUCUCUGAUGCUGGACUGCUCCUGCCACCCUGUUCAUGUGGAUGAUUUUUUACUUUUUGGUUGUGGUGAGGCAAAGGAAAAUGGAAAUUACAUCCCACAAAGUUAAGGCUAUAGAGAGGAAUGCUGUCUCUCUCUUGAAUCAGACACAUCUCCAGCUAUGUGCUUCUCCUACUGUGAGCAGAGGAAGAGGGGACUAAGAUUAGCCUCAUAACUUGUUUGUACAUAAUUGAUCCCUCCAGAGCUAUAAGCUCCAGCAAAGAUACUUUUCAUUUUCUGGCACCAUCAACCAGCCUGGGAAAACCCUAAAGAAAUUAUUGUGACAAAGUUUGAUAGAUGUCUUUUCUAUCAGCACUCCAGUGUUAACACUCCACUCCAAUUUCUUGGUGGUAGUUGUGAGCAGCUUUCUAUUCUUAUUUCUUCUUUCACACAGGAUCACAUAUUCCUCCUACAGCAGUGGCAGAAAAUGGAUAGCUAGUUCAUUCAUCACGGGGACUACUCAGUUACAGAAGGCUUAGCUACUGAGGCAGAAAAAUCUCUGGAACUAAUCAUGAUACACUUUCAGAUUUGAGAUUUGCCUACAGGAAACUGUAAGUAGUACAUUGCCCAGCACCACUGGCUCCUGUAUUGCUGUUAAGCUGGUCUGGGUCUCCACAGAAAAACCCAGCUGCAGAGGACACGAGUGUGCAUAUGUGCAUGUAUAACAGCAGCUUUUGGAAGCAGCUUUGUACAAGACCAGUGUAAGUUGUGUGUUACCAGCACUAAUGAAAUCUAAAUAACGAGUUAGCAUCUGUUGGUAAAUAGCGGUGGGGAAAGGACAUUACCCUAUAAAGGAUUCUCUUGCAGGCAUCUUUUAAUACUCAACCCAAUUUCCACAUUUCCAUUUCUGUGAGUUUGAGAACACAUCCUAGCAAGAGCUGCUGUGCAGGAGUACAGAAAAGCUCCACAAUGUGUUUCAGAGUUAAUGGAAACAAUAGUUAUUUGCUGUGUUGUAACAAGCUCUCACAGCUGGCAAGGGUGGCCAUGGAAGUUUGGGCCGAGCUCAGAAAAUGAGUCUGCAGCAGAAAACUGCCAGGUCUUCAGGACUUGGAUUGACUUGGCUUUGCUUUAUCUUGGCUGUAUUGCUUCUCUACAUGUGUACAAAGGCUCUAAGCUGAGCUGCCCUUCCUCCUGCCUUUGCACAAAGAAGAGUCCCCAUGGAGUUUCUUUCUUUUGGGUGCUAGCUCUGAAUAAUCUUUUCCUGGGAGAAGAGUAAGUGGGGUGGCUCAAGACUUGGGCCCUGAGGCAGAGUCCCAUUAUUAAUCUUUAUUGCUAUAUGUCUGUGAUAUGACAUUUGCUGUUUUUAAUUCUUAAUAAUAGUAAUAAAUUGUAGUGAUUCAACA